GCCACGCGGCUCUCUGUGCGGGCCGAGGGCGGUGACGGCGGCGCGGACGACAGCCGGACUGCAUCUCCCGGCGUGCCCCGCGGCGGGCGCUGGGCCGGAGCCGGAGCCCAAGCCAGAGCGGCGCGGCCUGGAAGAGGCCAGGGCCCGGGGGAGGCGGCGGCAGCGGCGGCGGCUGGGGCAGCCCGGGCAGCCCGAGCCCCGCAGCCUGGGCCUGUGCUUGGCGCCAUGAGCGGCGGCGGGCCUUCGGGAGGCGGCCCUGGGGGCUCGGGCAGGGCGCGGACCAGCUCGUUCGCGGAGCCCGGCGGCGGAGGCGGAGGAGGCGGCGGCGGCCCCGGAGGCUCGGCCUCCGGCCCAGGCGGCACCGGCGGCGGAAAGGCAUCUGUCGGGGCCAUGGGUGGGGGCGUCGGGGCCUCGAGCUCCGGGGGUGGACCCGGCGGCAGCGGCGGAGGAGGCAGCGGAGGCCCCGGCGCAGGCACUAGCUUCCCGCCGCCCGGGGUGAAGCUGGGCCGUGACAGCGGGAAGGUGACCACAGUCGUAGCCACUCUAGGCCAAGGCCCAGAGCGCUCCCAAGAAGUGGCUUACACAGACAUCAAAGUGAUUGGCAAUGGCUCAUUUGGGGUCGUGUACCAGGCACGGCUGGCAGAGACCAGGGAACUAGUCGCCAUCAAGAAGGUUCUCCAGGACAAGAGGUUCAAGAACCGAGAGCUGCAGAUCAUGCGUAAGCUGGACCACUGCAAUAUUGUGAGGCUGAGAUACUUUUUCUACUCCAGUGGCGAGAAGAAAGACGAGCUUUACCUAAAUCUGGUGCUGGAAUAUGUGCCCGAGACAGUGUACCGGGUGGCCCGCCACUUCACCAAGGCCAAGUUGACCAUCCCUAUCCUCUAUGUCAAGGUGUACAUGUACCAGCUCUUCCGCAGCUUGGCCUACAUCCACUCCCAGGGCGUGUGUCACCGCGACAUCAAGCCCCAGAACCUGCUGGUGGACCCUGACACUGCUGUCCUCAAGCUCUGCGAUUUUGGCAGUGCAAAGCAGUUGGUCCGAGGGGAGCCCAAUGUCUCUUACAUCUGUUCUCGCUACUACCGGGCCCCAGAGCUCAUCUUUGGAGCCACUGAUUACACCUCAUCCAUCGAUGUUUGGUCAGCUGGCUGUGUACUGGCGGAGCUCCUCUUGGGCCAGCCCAUCUUCCCUGGGGACAGUGGGGUGGACCAGCUGGUGGAGAUCAUCAAGGUGCUGGGAACACCAACCCGGGAACAAAUCCGAGAGAUGAACCCCAACUACACGGAGUUCAAGUUCCCUCAGAUUAAAGCUCACCCCUGGACAAAGGUGUUCAAAUCUCGAACGCCGCCAGAGGCCAUCGCGCUCUGCUCUAGCCUGCUGGAGUACACCCCAUCCUCAAGGCUCUCCCCACUAGAGGCCUGUGCGCACAGCUUCUUUGAUGAACUGCGAUGUCUGGGAACCCAGCUGCCUAACAACCGCCCACUUCCCCCUCUCUUCAACUUCAGUGCUGGUGAACUCUCCAUCCAACCGUCUCUCAACGCCAUUCUCAUCCCUCCUCACUUGAGGUCCCCAGCGGGCACUACCACCCUCACCCAGUCCUCACAAGCUUUAACUGAGACUCCGACCAGCUCAGACUGGCAGUCGACCGAUGCCACACCUACCCUCACUAACUCCUCCUGAGGGCCCCACCAAGCACCCUUCCACUUCCAUCUGGGAGCCCCAAGAGGGGCUGGGAAGGGGGGCCAUAGCCCAUCAAGCUCCUGCCCUGGCUGGGCCCCUAGACUAGAGGGCAGAGGUAAAUGAGUCCCUGUCCCCACCUCCAGUCCCUCCCUCACCAGCCUCACCCCUGUGGUGGGCUUUUUAAGAGGAUUUUAACUGGUUGUGGGGAGGGAAGAGAAGGACAGGGUGUUGGGGGGAUGAGGACCUCCUACCCCCUUGGCCCCCUCCCCUCCUCCAGAUCCCCUCCCCUCCUGUGUCCCUUGUAAAUAGAACCAGCCCAGCCCGUCUCCUCUUCCCUUCCCUGGCCCCCGGGUGUAAAUAGAUUGUUAUAAUUUUUUUCUUAAAGAAAACGUCGAUUCGCACCGUCCAACCUGGCCCCGCCCCUCCUACAGCUGUAACUCCCCUCCUGUCCUCUGCCCCCAAGGUCUACUCCCUCCUCACCCCACCCUGGAGGGCCAGGGGAGUGGAGAGAGCUCCUGAUGUCUUAGUUUCCACAGUAAGGUUUGCCUGUGUACAGACCUCCGUUCAAUAAAUUAUUGGCAUGAAAACCUG
This is a messenger RNA of Pan troglodytes (chimpanzee), 2268 nucleotides long. RefSeq names its product glycogen synthase kinase 3 alpha (gene GSK3A). Gene Ontology annotation, biological process: positive regulation of proteasomal ubiquitin-dependent protein catabolic process; insulin receptor signaling pathway; cell differentiation. Gene Ontology annotation, cellular component: cytoplasm; nucleus; cytosol. NCBI's taxonomy places the organism in Eukaryota, Metazoa, Chordata, Mammalia, Primates, Hominidae. Gene Ontology annotation, molecular function: protein serine/threonine kinase activity; ATP binding. The transcript is spliced from 11 exons. Bases 226 to 1677 code for a protein of 483 amino acids. The record is from RefSeq and is a predicted model, not a curated record.